AUGACUGAUACUUCAGUCAAUGAUGAUCAGGGCGUCGCACUCUUGGAACUCCAUACAUCUUUAGUGUAUCCUGGAGUCGAAAUCACUCCAACCUUCGAGGAGUUACAGGAGGGUCUCAACAAAGUAUGUAAGAUCAUUUUGUCAACGGCCAAAGGUGUGUCUCAGUGGAUACGCUCCAGAAAAAAGGAUAAUGGCCAACCUUUACGCUCCGAUGAGGGUCAGGACAUCCCCGAAAAUGUUGCUGAAAAGAGGCGUGUCUGGAGAAUGCAAGAGCAAGUCUUAGAGGUCCCCUCGAAGAGACGGAACUAUUACAAACAUGUAUAUGAAAGCAAAGAUGUGACGAAAGUUUUGAGCCAUAUGCCCAGUUCCCUCCAGUCUACAAGGACAGAAAUCACCAGUACUUUCGCUCUCUGGAAUAAAUAUCAUCAUCUCUGGAAAACUGAGAAGGAGACGGUAAUCCGCACCUUUAUAGACACAAACCCGACGCUUCAAGACUACGACAGAGCCCUCAAGAGCUACAUCGACCUCGGCAAGAAAAUCAAAGCUGAGCCGAGUCGAUAUAGAGUGGGCGUUUAUUUAAUAAACAAUGAGAAUCUGAAAAAGUUUCUUGCCAUAGAAGCUUCCCUUUGGAUAGAGAAAUACUGUGAAACGCUGAAGACGACCCACAUGAAGGAGAUGGAGAGACUUUUUGCACAAAUCAGCGAGUUUUCUCGUCGACUUGAGCGACCUUUGAAAGACCUGGAUGACAUCAAGAGCGCGAUCGACAUCCUUCGAAAGACCCGCGACCUGGAGUUAGACAUGGAUGAUGCCAUUGACCCAAUAGAGGAAUCCUUCGGGCUUCUCGUGAAGUACGAGUUUGGCUUAACACAAGAAGAGGCAGAAAGGGUCGACAGCCUCCGAUUUACCUGGACGAAAGUACUGAUUCAGGCCGUAGACGUGCAAAAUCUCUUGUCUCGGGUCCAACCGUACUUCAGGAAUGAGCUUAUUCACAAUGUGGCAACUUUCAAGAAGGACUGUGAUAAAUUUGUGAAUGAUUACAGAACACAGGGUCCUAUGGUUCCUGGCCUACCGCCACAAGAAGCCUCAGACAGACUAGUUGUAUCGCAGAAUCGUUUCGACACCCUCUGGAGGAAACACUCUAGUUACUCUGUGGGAGAGGAGCUUUUCAGACUUCCACGUUCUGAAUUUCCUGAACUUGGCCAGAUCAGAAAAGAACUUAACUUGCUUCAAAAGUUGUAUAAACUUUACAAUGACGUCAUCGACCGGGUCUCCUCUUACUACGACAUCGCCUGGGUUGACGUCAACAUUGAAGAAAUCAACAAUGAACUUAUGGAAUUCCAGAACAGAUGCCGUAAACUGCCAAAGGGCUUAAAAGAAUGGCCAGCCUUCAAUACCUUAAAGAAAACGAUUGACGACUUUAACGAUAUGUGCCCUUUGUUAGAGCUCAUGUCUAAUAAGGCCAUGAAACCAAGGCACUGGCAGCGUAUUGCUGAGGUCAUUAGCAGACCCUUAGAGGUAGACAGCGAGAACUUCUGCUUGAGAAAUAUCAUGGACACUCCACUGCUCCAAUUCAAAGAAGACAUUGAGGAUAUCUGUAUAUCUGCUGUAAAGGAGAAAGACAUAGAGGCUAAACUAAGAAAUGUCACAAACGAAUGGGCUACGCAUGACUUGACAUUUUCCGUCUUCAAGAACAGGGGAGAAUUAUUGCUUCGAGGAGACACAACUGCUGAGGUGAUAUCGCAAUUAGAGGAUUCCUUGAUGGUGCUUGGAUCUCUCCUCUCAAACAGGUACAACGCUCCAUUUCGAAAGCAAAUUCAGAAAUGGGUCAGCGACCUUUCCAAUACGAAUGAGAUCCUGGAACGGUGGCUCUUCGUCCAGAACUUAUGGGUUUAUUUGGAAGCAGUUUUCGUAGGAGGCGACAUUGCCAAGCAACUUCCCAAGGAGGCUAAAAGAUUCUACGUCAUUGAUAAAAAUUGGCAACAAAUAAUGGGCAGGGCUCAUGACAUUCCGAAUGUCGUGACGUGCUGCGUAGGAGAUGACAUGCUGAAGCAGUUAUUGCCUCAUUUGCAGGAUCAGCUUGAGCUUUGCCAGAAAAGUCUCUCAGGGUACUUGGAGAAGAAAAGGUUAAUGUUCCCUCGCUUCUUCUUCGUCUCUGAUCCUGCCUUGCUUGAAAUACUGGGGCAAGCGUCAGAUUCUCACACGAUCCAGGCUCACCUAAUGUCCAUUUUUGAUAAUACAAAAACUGUACGCUUCCAUGAGCAUGACUAUGAUCGGAUCACAGCCAUUUCUUCCUCCGAGGGGGAAAUUGUACAGCUUGAAAAACCCACAAGGGCUGAAGGUAGUGUGGAGGUUUGGCUUAACAAGUUCCUGAUUAUGUGCCAGCAAUCUGUCCAUGGGAUAAUUAGACAGUCGCACCAUGUCAUUCAAGAUCCUGACCUCAAUGUUCUAAGAUUCUUGGAGCAAUUUCCUGCGCAGGUAGGCAUCUUAGGAUUGCAGAUGAUCUGGACUCGCGACUCGGAAUUGGCUUUGCAACAAGCCAGAGCAGACAAAAGAGUGAUGCCUGACAUGAACAAUCGUUUCCUGGACCUUCUGAAUCUCCUCAUCAAUCAGACCACCAGAGAUCUUGAGUCGGUGCAGAGAACGAAGUACGAAACACUCAUCACAAUCCACAUACAUCAGCGAGAUAUCUUUGACAGUCUUUGCCGGAACAAUGUGCGAUCAGUGAUGGACUUUGACUGGCUUCGUCAGAUUAGAAUCUAUUUUCGUGAGGACAUAGACAAAACUAAUAUCGCUCUCACGGACGUGACCUUCCAGUACCAAAACGAGUUCGUCGGAUGCACCGAACGCCUUGUCAUCACCCCUUUGACGGACAGAUGUUACAUCACUUUGGCACAAGCCCUGAGCAUGAGUAUGGGAGCAUGUCCCACGGGCCCGGCAGGUACUGGGAAGACAGAAACUACGAAAGACAUGGGGAAAACCCUUGGGAAAUACGUUGUUGUUUUCAACUGUUCCGAUCAAAUGGAUUACAGAGGCCUGGGGAGAAUCUUCAAAGGAUUAGCGCAGUCAGGAUCAUGGGGCUGUUUUGACGAGUUCAACCGCAUCGAACUGCCGGUGCUAUCAGUUGCUGCUCAGCAAAUUGCUGUCAUUCAUCAUUGUAAGAAAGAAAGGAGGAAAAGCUUCGUAUUCACUGAUGGUGACGUCAUCAACAUGAACCCCGAAUUCGGCAUCUUUCUGACAAUGAACUUGGGUUAUCAUGGUCGUCAAGAGCUUCCGGAGAACUUGAAGAUCCAGUUUCGCAACGUAGCCAUGAUGGUCCCCGAUCGGCAGAUCAUCAUUCGCGUCAAACUUGCUUCCUGCGGGUUCUUAGAAAACAUUACGCUGGCUCGGAAAUUCUUCACCCUCUAUAAGUUAUGCGAAGAACAGCUCACGAAACAGGUCCACUACGACUUCGGAUUACGGAACAUUCUAUCAGUUCUCCGGACUCUCGGAGCCUCUAAAAGAGCGAAUCCCAAGGAUUCAGAGGCGACGAUCGUCAUGAGAGUCCUCAGGGACAUGAACCUUUCAAAGCUUGUCGAUCAAGAUGAACCUUUAUUCAUGUCCCUUAUUGACGAUUUGUUUCCAAAUAUGGCUCAAGAAAAAGGUUAUUAUAACCAGCUGACAACAAAUAUAGCGGAGGUUGUCGCCGAAAUGGGAUUAAUCAACCAUCCUCCUUGGACAUUGAAGCUUGUACAGCUUUAUGAAACCCAGAGAGUUCGACACGGGAUGAUGACGCUGGGUCCAAGUGGAGCGGGAAAGACAAAAUGUAUUCAAGUCCUGAUGAAAGCGCUGACCAAAUUGGGAAAACCUCACAGAGAACUACGUAUGAAUCCUAAAGCAAUUACCUCUGCUCAGAUGUUUGGGAGACUGGAUGUCGCAACUAACGACUGGACAGAUGGAAUAUUUUCGACCCUCUGGAGGAAGACUCUCAAAGCUAAAAAAGGAGAGCAUAUAUGGCUAGUUCUAGACGGCCCCGUGGAUGCCAUUUGGAUCGAGAACCUGAACUCCGUUCUUGACGACAACAAGACGCUGACGCUAGCUAACGGAGACAGGAUCCCUAUGUCCCCCUCGUGCAAGGUGAUUUUCGAGCCGGCCAAUAUAGACAACGCCUCUCCGGCAACUGUAUCGCGUAAUGGAAUGGUCUACAUGAGUUCAUCAGGUUUGGAUUGGCAGCCUAUCUUACAGACAUGGCUAAUGUCCCGUCCACACUAUGAACAGCCUGUCAUAAGCGACCUCUUUGCGAGCCAUUUCUUAGCGAUGUUUACAUGGGUUAAGCAGAAUCUUCAACUGGUUCUCCCAAUUUUGCAGAUCAAUGUUAUUUCACAGGCGACGACGCUGCUGGAAGGUCUUCUUCCCGAAGAGCCGCAGCCACAGCAUGCACACAACCGUCGGGAACCAGAUCCUGACGCAGAGGAGACUCGUAACCAGCAAGCUCCAGUAGCAGACCACAUCGAGCGUCUCUUUGUGUUUGCCAUGCUAUGGAGUUUAGGAGCUUUUCUGGAACUCGAUGACCGGGCUAAAUUUGAAGAAUACAUCCGAACGGAGCAUCCGACGCUUGACUUUCCAGACAUAAACAGUAGUGAAACUUCGUCUGUUUUCGAUUUUACCAUCGAUGAAAAUGGUUACUGGCAGCACUGGUCAGCGAAGGUGGCAGAAUUCGUCUACCCUGACACUGGGUCAGCAGAGUACACAUCGAUUUUGGUGCCUAAUGUGGAUAACGUUCGAAUGGAUUUCCUCAUGCACAUAAUAGCUCAGCAAGAGAAGGGAGUCCUGAUUACUGGGGAGCCAGGUUCCGCGAAAACGGUGACCAUCAACGCGUUCAUGAAAAAAUAUAAUGCUGAAGAUCACCUCUGCCGAAAUUUCAACUUUUCCUCUGCUUCUACCCCACUUUACUUCCAGAAAACGAUUGAAAGCUACCUUGACAAAAGGAUGGGCAGCACUUACGGUCCGCCGGCAGGUAAGAAGAUGACUGUCUUUAUUGAUGACCUUAAUAUGCCACACAUCAACGACUGGGGAGAUCAGCCGACAAAUGAAAUCCUCCGACAAACAAUGGAAAUGAGUGGGUUUUACAGCCUCGAAAAACCUGGGGAUUUCUCACACGUUGUUGAUCUGCAGUUUUUGGCAGCCAUGGGACAUCCAGGUGGAGGUCGAAAUGACAUCCCUUCGCGUCUGAAAAGACAUUUCUGCAUUUUCAACUCAACGAUUCCUUCCGAAAAUUCAAUAAACAAGAUCUUCGGCGUUAUUGCCAGAGGCCACUUCAGCACCAAAAGAGGUUUCACUCCCGAAGUCCGAGAUAUGGUCGAAAAGUUAGUUCCUCUCACAAGAAAACUUUGGUCUUACACGAAGAAUAAAUUAUUGCCGACUCCAGCCAAGUUUCAUUACGUGUUUAAUCUGCGUGAUUUGUCGCGCAUGUGGCAAGGCAUGCUUGGGGCGGCAGCUAAUGUUGUGACCUCAACCAGCAUCCUUCUAUCUCUGUGGAAACACGAAUGCUGUCGGGUUAUAGCUGACAGAUUUACGUCACCUAAGGAUGUCAAGUGGUUUGAAGAGACUUUGAUCAGUGGAGCUGAGAUGGCAUUAGGGCCAAAGAAAACAAAGUGUAUCCAGAAAAAACAUUUUUUUGUGGAUUUCCUGAGAGAUGCUCCUGAACCGACCGGUGAUGAAGGAGAGGAUCUUGACAUGGAGAUGCCAAAAGUGUACGAACCGAUACCCUCCUUCCAAACCCUGGAAGAGAGACUCCAGAUGUUCCUUGCGCAGUACAACGAGAUCGUCCGCGGGGCUGGGAUGGAUCUCGUCUUUUUCCAAGAUGCCAUGAUUCAUCUCACGCGGAUAUCUCGCAUCAUUCGUAAUCCCGGUGGAAAUGCUCUCUUGGUUGGAGUGGGAGGGUCCGGAAAACAAUCUUUAACUAAACUAGCAUCUUUCAUCGCUGGUUACAAGACAUUCCAAAUCACAUUAACGAGGUCUUACAAUACAGCCAACCUGUUGGAGGACCUGAAAGUCCUUUACCGUACUUGUGGCAUACAGGGAAAGGGUACGACAUUCAUAUUCACAGACCAAGAAGUUAAGGAAGAAGGAUUUUUAGAAUACCUCAACAAUGUGCUUUCAUCAGGUAUGGUGAGCAAUCUCUUUAACAGGGACGAACAGGGGGAGAUUGUCAGUGAGCUUAUUCCUGUUAUGAAAAGAGAACAUCCAAGACGGCCGCCUACUCCCGAAAACGUGAUGGACUUCUUCUUAACCAGAACUCGCCAGAAUCUCCACGUCGUUCUUUGCUUCUCUCCGAUUGGUGAAAAAUUCCGAAAUCGAGCGAUGAAGUUCCCCGGACUCAUUAGCGGCUGUACGAUCGACUGGUUUCAACCUUGGCCGAAGGAAGCAUUGGUAGCAGUGGCCCAACACUUUCUGGAGAAUUUCGAAGUCAUAAGCACUCCAGAAAUCAAACUGAAUCUGGUUAAAUGUAUGGGUGCCAUUCAUGAUCAUGUUGCACAGUUGUGCUCCGACUAUUUCCAAAGAUAUCGUCGGUCAGCGCACGUUACGCCCAAAUCAUUCCUAGCUUUUAUCAAUAUUUACAAAAAGGUUUAUAGUGAAAAGAAGGAAGACAUCGGGGAAUCGGCCACUCGCAUGAUCGGGCUGGAUAAGCUUAAGGAAGCGUCGAAAGAAGUGGAGCGCCUGAGAGAGGAGCUGUCUGUCAUGGAAGAGGAACUAGCAUUGGCUUCGGAGAAAGCCGACAAAAUCCUGGUGGAAGUGACACGAAGCGCAGAGGAAGCAGAAGGAAUUAAGGAGGAAGUGGAGAAAGUCCGUGACAAAGCUCAGGCUCUCGUGGACGAUAUUGAAAAAGACAAAUCUUUAGCUGAAGAGAAGCUGGAAGCAGCCAGACCCGCUUUGGAGGAGGCCGAGGAAGCUCUGAACACAAUAAAACCUGCCCAUAUUGCAACAAUUCGCAAAUUGGGAAGGCCUCCUCACCUCGUCAUGAGAAUCAUGGACUGCGUCUUAAUUCUUUUCCAAAGACGACUUCAGUCAGUAAAGCCAGAUCCUGCCGUACCUUGCCCAAAACCAUCAUGGCCUGAGAGCCUUAAGAUGAUGGCAAGCACCACUUUCCUGCUUUCUCUACAGAAUUAUCCCAAGGACACAAUAAACGAUGAAAUAGUCGAGCUCUUGGAACCGUACUUCAGUAACGAAGACUAUGAUAUGGAUACAGCUAAGAGGGUUUGUGGUGAUGUUGCUGGUCUCUUGUCGUGGACGCGGGCGAUGGCUUUUUUCUUUGGCGUGAACAAGGAGGUUUUGCCACUGAAGCUUUUGGUAUCUGACGCCAGCAGUUUCUGCAAAGAUGGAUGUGUGUUCAUUACUAACUCAUCUUUUUCUCACAGACUUGUUGGCGAUGUGUUAUCAGCAACAGCCUUCUUGUCCUACGCAGGACCUUUUAAUCAGGAAUACCGAACCAACAUGACAGAAUCAUGGACGGAUUUCCUUAAAAUCCGUCAUAUCCCCUUCACGGUGGACCUGGAUGUGACAACGUGGCUGGUAGACAAUGCUACGGUCACCGAGUGGAACCUUCAGGGUCUUCCAAAUGACGAACUGAGUAUCCAGAAUGGCUUAAUUGUCACAAAAGCAUCUUGCUAUCCCCUUCUUAUUGAUCCACAGGGCCAAGGCAAAAUAUGGAUCAAGAACAGGGAAUCACAAAAUGAGCUUCAGAUAAGCUCCCUCAAUCACAAAUAUUUCCGUACCCAUCUGGAAGAUUCGCUUUCCCUCGGACGCCCGAUGCUCAUCGAAGAUGUUGAAGAGGAACUAGAUCCAAUCUUAGAUAACUUACUGGAGAAAAAUUUCAUCAAAUCAGGAUCCAUCUUGAAGGUACUUGUCGGCGAUAAAGAAUGUGAUAUCAUGCCUGGAUUUAUGCUCUACAUCACCACGAAGCUCGCCAAUCCUGCCUAUACUCCAGAAGUGUCGGCCAAGACAGCUAUUAUUGACUUCACAGUAACAGUCCAUGGUCUAGAGGAUCAGUUGCUGGGCCGUGUUAUUGGAAUGGAGAAGUGCGACUUGGAACAGGAGCGAGUUGAACUCAUCGAAGAGGUAAUGGAAAACAAGCGACGCAUGAAGGACCUGGAAGACAAUUUGCUAUAUCGUCUGACGUCGAUACAGGGAUCGCUUGUUGAUGAUGAAGACUUGAUAAGCGUCCUUCAGGACACAAAAGCUACUGCCCAGGACGUCAGCACCAAACUCAAAAUCGCAUCCGAAACGGAAAAAAAGAUCAAUGAGGCUCGAGAGGAAUAUCGUCCUGUGGCCACUCGCGGAUCCAUCCUUUAUUUCCUCAUCACCGAGAUGUCAGUAGUGAAUUGCAUGUACCAGACUUCAUUGCGACAAUUUUUGGUGAUGUUUGAUAUGUCCAUGUAUAGAUCUGACCGCAGUAAUUCUCCUAAGAACCGCAUCUGCAAUAUAAUCCGGUUCCUGACGAGUCAAGUGUGGAAGAAUGCUUGUCGAGGUUUCUAUGAAAAACACAAAUUACUGUUCACUCUGCUUUUGGCGAUGAAGAUUGAUAUGCAGAGCGGUGAAAUAACUCACGAAGAAUUCAUGAAAUUCAUUAAGGGAGGAGCAUCGUUAGACCUGAAGACAGUAAUACCAAAACCUUUCCGAUGGAUUUUGGACAUCACGUGGCUGAACCUCGUUGAACUCAGUAAACUGCAACAAUUUAAUAACAUCUUAGAUCAAAUUUCCGAACACGAAAAGGAAUGGAAGACCUGGUUUGAGAAAGACAAACCUGAAGAGGAGGACUUUCCGUGCGGAUAUUCGAGUUCCUUGGAUAUGUUCCGGCAGCUGCUGCUCAUUCGAUCAUGGUGUCCAGACAGAACCAUUUCACAGGCUCGGAGAUAUAUCCGAAAUUCUCUGGGAGAGCAGUUUGCAGAUAGCAGCAUCUUAGAUCUAGAGGCAACUUUGGAAGAAUCGGACAGCAGGACGCCGCUGGUGUGUCUCUUGUCCCAGGGGGCAGAUCCUACAGCUCAGAUUGAAGCAUUAGGCAAAAUAAAGGAAGUAGACAUGAAGACACUUUCCAUGGGUCAAGGCCAAGAAUCCCACGCCAGACGACUUCUCUCGGAGUCGAUGGUAGUUGGACGGUGGUUGUUGCUCCAGAAUUGUCAUUUGAGUCUGGAGUUCUGUCAGGAGGUGCUCGACUCCGUCACCGAUUACAGUCACAUUCAUAAAGGAUUCAGACUUUGGCUCACUACAGAAGUUCAUCCCGAGUUUCCAAUUGGCCUCUUGCAGGCUUCUGUUAAAUUCACCAACGAAUCCCCGCAAGGAAUCAGAGCAAGUCUCAAGAGAACUUAUGCUGAACUAUCCCAGGACCUCCUAGACUACUCAAACGUGCACCAGUGGCCAAGACUUCUUUAUGCCACAGCCUUUCUGCACACCGUGGUCCUUGAACGAAGAAAGUUCGGGUCGCUUGGCUGGAACGUUCCGUACGAAUUUAAUCAGGCGGAUUUUCAUGCAUCGGUCCAGUUCAUACAAAACCACUUGGAUGACAUGGACCCAAAGAAGGGUGUGUCUUGGGUCACUGUGUGCUACAUGCUGGGGGAAAUCCAGUAUGGUGGACGGGUCACGGAAGAUUUUGACAAGAGAUUGUUGCUAACGUUUCUGCAUGUUUGGUUUAAUGAAAGACUUCUCGCUUCUGAUUUUCGAUUUUUCCAGGGUUACGGCCUCCCAAUGUGCAAGAGCCAGGCGGAUUACCUGGAGUUUGUGAAUCUUUUGCCACCUACCGAUUCUCCUGAAGUUUUUGGCCUCCAUCCAAAUGCUGACAUUACAUAUCAGAUCAACACUGCCAAAGGGAUCUUGGACACAAUCCUCAGUAUGCAGCCGAAGGAGGGAGGACAAAGAGGAGGCGAAACGCGUGAGGCUGUAGUAUCUCGAUUAGCCAAUGAUAUGUUGUCGAAGUUGCCUGAGGAGUACAACAUGCAUGAGAUACGUGAAGCUCUUCAACGAAUGGGCGCCAUUCUUCCCAUGAAUAUAUUUCUUAGGCAAGAAUUGGACCGGAUGUUAAAGGUGCUGAAGGCUGUGCGUAGCACUCUGCUGGACAUGAAUCUUGCAAUUGAAGGCACCAUCAUCAUGAGUCCAGCAUUGAAAGAUACGCUCGAUGCCAUGUACGAUGCGCGAGUCCCUGAACAUUGGAGGAAGGUAUCCUGGGAAUCUUCUACUCUCGGCUUUUGGUUUACAGAGCUUCUUGAGAGAGAUGUCCAGUUCCGAAAAUGGUACAUGCUAGGAAGACCGAAGUGUUUUUGGAUUACUGGGUUUUUCAACCCUCAAGGUUUCCUCACAGCCAUGAGACAGGAAGUAACUCGUCAACACAAGGGCUGGUCUCUCGACUGCGUGAUUCUUCAGAACUUGGUGACUCGUUUUAAUAGAGAAGAAAUCCACGAACACCCACCAGAGGGAGUUUAUAUUUAUGGCCUCUUCUUGGAAGGGGCUUCUUGGGAUCGAAAGCAGUGUCGUCUUAUUGAGUCAAGGGCUAAGUCUCUCACAAAGUGA
Molecule: messenger RNA, 10536 nt
Organism: Macrobrachium nipponense
Lineage: Eukaryota; Metazoa; Arthropoda; Malacostraca; Decapoda; Palaemonidae
Product: dynein axonemal heavy chain 5-like
Biological process (GO): microtubule-based movement
Cellular component (GO): axonemal dynein complex
Molecular function (GO): minus-end-directed microtubule motor activity; dynein intermediate chain binding; ATP binding
Source: RefSeq, a predicted model, not a curated record